UGGUUCUCUCGUGGGAAAAUUUCAAAAACGCGAAAAGGAAGAAGAGUCCAGAUCGGAAAUGGAGGACGCGCUUCUGCAGAAGACCUCGCCGGAUAAAUCAUCCACCGUCUCCGUCGCUGUUUCCGUCGCCGGAGCUUCCGAAGAUGUAGGCGGAGACGGAUGGAGGAGGUGCGUGUUGAGCCGGAGGGAGUUCACGGCGGAGAUGAAGAAGAUGAUGGAGAUCGCGGCCCCUAUGGUGGCGGUGACGGUGUCACAGUACCUGAUGCAGGUCGUUUCCAUGUCAAUGGUCGGUCAUCUCGGCGAGCUCGCCCUCUCUGGAGUCUCUGUCGCCACUUCUUUGGCCAGCGUCACUGGCUUCAGUGUCUUGUUCGGGAUGGCAGGUGCGCUUGAAACCUUAUGCGGCCAAGCAUUUGGAGCAGAGCAAUACCAGAAGCUCGGAACCUACACUUACUCCUCCGUGAUCACGCUUCUUUUACUCUGCAUCCCAAUCUCCAUUCUUUGGCUCUUCAUGGACAAGCUUCUGAUCCUAUUCGGACAAGACCCUGGAAUCUCAGCCGUUGCUUACCAGUACAUAAUCUAUCUAAUCCCAGCUCUCUUCGGUUUCGGGAUUCUUGAAUCUCUCAUUCGAUAUUUCCAGUCUCAGAGCCUGAUCUCUCCCAUGUUGUGGGCAACUUUGUCAGCUCUCUUUCUCCACGUUUGUCUCUGUUGGGUCUUGGUUCAUAAGCUCGGAGCUGGAGUUGUGGGAGCUGCUGUUUCUCUGGGAGUUGCUUACUGGGUUAACGCGAUCUUGCUCUGGAUCUACAAGGACUGGUCUUCCACUUGUGAGAAGUCGAGGGCUUUUGACUUGUCGGAUGUUUUGUCCAAGAUCAAGGAGUUCUUCUGCUUCGCUCUUCCUUCCGCAAUGAUGAUGUGCUUGGAACUGUGGUCAUUCGAGUUCAUGAUUUUGCUUUCUGGACUUCUUCCCAACUCUCAACUCGAGACUUCGGUUCUCUCCAUCUGCCUCACGACAACUACGCUUCAUUACUACUUCAUCUACGGUGUUGGUGCAGCCGCAAGUGUCCGGGUUUCAAACGAAUUGGGGGCAGGGAAUCCACGGGACGCCAGAGUGGCGGUGACCGCAGCUGUUGCAGUUGCGGGAGCAGAGGCCAUUUUGAUCGGCAUCACUCUCAUAUGUUUCCGUAGGAUCUGGGGAUACGUUUACAGCAAUGAAAAGGAAGUUGUAGAGCUCUGCACAUGGAUGACUCCAUUGUUGUGCCUUUCUGUCAUAUUCGACAGCAUGGUCGCCAUCUUCUCCGGGGUGGCUCGAGGGACGGGAUGGCAGCAUCUAGGAGCGGUGGUGAACAUAGGAGCGUAUUACCUUGUAGGGAUCCCUAUAGGAGCCGUCCUGUGUUUCGUGAUGGAAUGGGAAGGAAGAGGAUUGUGGGUCGGAGUAUUAUCAGGCUCUGCUCUCCAAGCCUUUCUUCUUGGUCUCAUCACAUCUCUCACCAAUUGGCACAAACAGGCGAUGAAGGCGAGAGAGAGGUUGCUGGACAGCAGAGACGGCCAUGGAUUGCUCGCUUGAGUAAAACUAGGCGAGGAGAUUCAGUAAUACCGAUUUUGGAAACAAGACAGUAUCUUGACUGUCCAUUAGAGGAGCUUAAGCAUGGUGGUUAUUAAAAGGGAAAGUGAACCGGCAAAGCAGGAGCCAAAUAAGUAAAUACUUGGAUUUACGCCCAUAUGAAUAAAACCUCUCUCGACCAUUUCGUAUU
This is a messenger RNA of Tarenaya hassleriana, 1748 nucleotides long. Its product is annotated as protein DETOXIFICATION 8-like. The coding region runs from base 59 to 1561 and encodes 500 amino acids. Gene Ontology annotation, cellular component: membrane. Lineage: Eukaryota; Viridiplantae; Streptophyta; Magnoliopsida; Brassicales; Cleomaceae. The transcript is spliced from 7 exons. Gene Ontology annotation, molecular function: xenobiotic transmembrane transporter activity; antiporter activity. The record is from RefSeq and is a predicted model, not a curated record. Gene Ontology annotation, biological process: xenobiotic detoxification by transmembrane export across the plasma membrane.